Messenger RNA from Rhopilema esculentum, 2205 nucleotides. Lineage: Eukaryota; Metazoa; Cnidaria; Scyphozoa; Rhizostomeae; Rhizostomatidae. The record is from RefSeq and is a predicted model, not a curated record.
GCUAAUAAAUUAUUAACAAAAAUUGUGAGCAUUUCCAACCUGCUUUGAAACUUAUCAGCAAAGCUUUGCGAUGAAAAUAUUGAGUAAUUAAAGUAGCCACCGAACUAUCAGGGAUGGUUCGAUACCUGAAAGACUGUUGUGGCUUCUUCCAUCUCCGUUAUGCCGCCAUCACGAUUGCUGUAUUACAAAUAGCAUUUUCUAUUUACUUCAUUCACGAUGGAGUGACACAUGUAAGAAGCGCCAGUCGCCAUCAUGAAAGCCAGAACACUUCACAUGGAAAUGCAACUUUGGAAAAAAAUCCAAAAUUUUCACCAGGAAAGCAUGAGAAGGACCUCGAGAGCAACAAGACUGCCAACGUAACAGUGGCACUGGUUGGUUCUUUAAACAUUCUUGUCUCGCUGGCCUUACUUAUCUGUGGGAUUAUUAAUAAGCCAAUACUGAGAGGUUUGCUGGCUUUAUGGAUAAGCUGGGCUGUUGCUGUGAUUAUUCUAGACUUUGCUAUUAUAAUAUUCUACAUGACAAUUGCUCACUCUUUUCUUGAUGGCCUACGUGUUUUUGUUAUUUACGGUGUUGGCGUGCUGCUUGAGGUUUUAUGCAUCUGGGUAGUUGCUUCGUAUUACAAGUACUUGGGUAUUCUGGCAGCCGGGCCUGCGCAGGGGUAUCGCAUUGUCUUCAAUUCUCGUGGAGCAGAGCCCCAACCAAUGUACAACAAUUCGCAGCAGCAACAGUCAAGCGUGAUAGCCUCGGAGCCACCAUCAUAUGCAACCUCGGUCCACUCUACAUCUUCGAUAGAGCUGACAGAUGUUUCCAAUGGCAACACAGAAAGAAAAGUAGCCUUGUAGAAGCAUUUCUCAGAGUUUAUGGUGUCGUUAACAAAGAUUGAUAGGUAAUUGAAAACAACGAUUGAUAACAAAGAACUGAUCAAGCACUUAUCACGGCUAAUUGAAGCUUAAUUUGUUAUGAACUUUAUAAAUUAAGAUGUUGUCGGUACACCUAGAUAUACCGACCAUUAGGGGUAUGGUCCGUAUGCUAAACGACUUUUCUGUUAAUUUCUAAACGACUAAGCGAUUUCUGCAUGCAACAACCCCUAAACUUAAAGGCUCUCGCACAACUGGCAUGUUUAGCGGCAGCUUUCUUGAGAAAUUGAUAUUAGGCCGGUUUUGAAAGUAAAGUCGCAAAGCAUGCCGGUUGCGCAAGAGCCCUUAACUUCUUUCCUCAAAGUAAAUCAGUCUAACGCCGCUGUACACUUACCUUUGAUGGCCUUUUCCUAAUUAAAAAAAGGAAUCUUACUUUGCCUUUUCCAAUUAGAGCCUUACGAUGUGCAGUUUUUAUCAUUGCAAAUCAUAUAUAUUUUACGUCAGUGGCGCAGACAGAAGGGCGUGAGAGGGGGCGAAAGCCCCACUCUAAAGCAAAGUGCUAUUUUCUCGAAAAACCUCUGAUCUUGUCGGAAUUAUAUCUUAGUGUUCUACAUCUUGAGAGGAAAGUUUUUAAGCUGAAUAUAACAUAAGUAAGUUUGAAUAUAUGCAAAGACUUUUAUAUUUUAGUUCUGACAUCGUUAUUUCAUGUACUCAAUAGAAAUACUCAAAGAUAGAAAAUCUAAGUUUCUAGCCCUCGCUAUAAAUUGUUCUAUCUACGCCACUUCUUUACGUAAUACAGAACCUACAGUUACACCGGCUACCAACUACGCUAAAUAUGUCAUUCCUCGUACAUAUUGUAUGUUACUGUUAUUUAUUAAUAUUUAUUUUGUUUAUAGAUUUAAUUUUACUCUUUCCAAAUGUUAAACAAAAGUCCUGAAAUAAGUCGCAGAUGUUUUGUGGAAGAGUUUAGUUUGAAGUUUUUGGUUGAAAUCCUCUUAUCCAAACGCUAGAUAGCAGGCUUGGCUGCUUGAAAUAAUAAACAUUAGACUGGCUGAAACAUUCAGUGAUGUUUAACAAGAUUAUGUUAUAACGCUUUUUAUUGCUUAUUCUAAACAUAUUGUGUUGGUUUGUAUAUAUUAAUAUAUCUAUAUGAACGUGUAAAUUUUUUAUAACCUUUUAUUUACAUGCUAGGGUUAUUCUGAACAUUAAGGGACAAAAUUUCAACCUGGCUUGUUAUCUUAGUCGUGAGCUUCUUGGGAUGGGGAGGUUUUCAAGUCGUGCCUAACAAGAGUGUUGUUGCUGUUGCUAAUGCUGUUGUUGUUUGUGAUGUUUUUUCUUGAAUGCUGUA